This is a messenger RNA of Marchantia polymorpha subsp. ruderalis, 3412 nucleotides long. Lineage: Eukaryota; Viridiplantae; Streptophyta; Marchantiopsida; Marchantiales; Marchantiaceae. The record is from the annotation of a GenBank genome assembly.
AUGGGCAGGUCGACGCUGGCCAUGCGGUCGAUGCGACGCAGGAGCCAGCAGCACCGAUGAUGACGCCGAUGCUGGACUCGGAUACGUGCGCUUCCGCGCCUCUUCUUCAUCGUCUUCUUCUCGACACUCGACGUCCUGCGUUGUUUCUGUAGCCCGAGAUAAGGUCGAGCCACACGCGCUCGCGCACGCUCGGGCGCAGAGUGCCCGUCCAGCUCGCAUUCCGUCCUUAGGGUUUGUUCUUCGCGUGAGCGUGAACGCCAUCCUCGAUAGCUCGCUUGAUUGCACAUGGUGGCCUCAGCGCUGGCCGGGAUGAAAGGUCCUGCGGCGAGGACUUUGGUGCUUUUGCUUCCGCAAGUUGGGUCGUCCUCUGCUCCUCCAGCGGCUGCUUCUUCGGCCUCUUUUGCUUCCCCAGAAGGUUUGUUGGGCUAUGCACGCUUACUUCUAUCACAACCUCAAGGCGGCAAGUUAUCCGUUCUUGGAGGCACUGGAAAUCAAGUUCACACUAUCACGAGUUGGGAUCCCGGUCAACAGUCUCUUGAAUCAAUAGCUAAGGGUUUUCUACAAUGGAAGGUAACCGAGCAAGAGAUUCAAAAUGUUGAAUCUUCUAUACAAGAGGCAGUACAGAGGUUUUUCCAACCCUAUGAAAGAGAAGAUGAAAAUGCCAAGAUGCAAGCAAAGAAGAAAUUUCCGAGUUUUUCAUCAGAGAACAUCACAACAUCGCCCAAUACGAGUGUCGCGGAACUAAAGAGGACGCCACAAACCCCUCGAAUCAGGCUUCUCGUGAUGAUGUCUCAAAACCGGGGUGCAGGUGGCUCUGCCGACAUAUACCACAGGAUGGUCCUUGACGCCUUCUCGAAGGUUGAUGCGAGAGGAAGUGACGUGGAGUAUUGUGACGCAUUGUUUCUGGAUGUUAGCAGUACGGACAACGAUGCUAAUUCAUCCUGUGUCUGCAUCGCUGGCACAACUGGUGGUAUUCACAUCUCGACGUCCUUUUACAAACUAGCCGCUAUUUACACUACCGAUCUUUUGUUGGAUUUGGCCUACUUUCACCUUGAAUUAUCUGCAGUUGCGGUGAAAGGGCUCGCUGGGUCAAAGUUUCAUAUCAAGGAAGAAUGGCGAAGCGGGGCUUGCGUUGCGGAAAAGGGAGAUGUCAUUGACGAGAGUCUUCUGAAGCACGUAGUACCAUCCGAGAGAGAUCUGCGCCUUGUUAUCAGUCAAGCUCCGCCCGGAAUAAACACAGGUUCCUGCUUCACUCCAACUGGGGGUGAAUUGAGAAAGUCGAGAACCAUAUUUUUGCAUCGUGUAAAAAGCCCCAUGCCCAACUUGCAACUUUUGGGUCUGCCGUGUUCUUCUGUUAUUCCAGCUUUGCUUGAAUUUCCUCUGUCAAGCCCUGCAGCACAAAUAUGGGACAAAGUCAAGGUUGAAGAUAUUGAUGGAGAUGGUAACGUCGUGUUAGCUCUGUCUUCUGAUAAAGACUCGCGUUGGAUUACCCAUCUUUUAGUGUGGCAAGGAUCAGAAAGAUUCUCGUUGCAUGCCCUGCAAUUUAGGGCUGUUAGAGAUGCCCAUAAUCUGGAGGCUUUAAUUGGACAACGGUUCCUAGGUCUAGGUGCCGAUGAAUCAACGGACGAUAAAAGUGUCCUUCGAACUCAGAAUAAUACGGAAAUCGGAACGGCCAACUGUCAUGUGGAGGCACCUUUAACUGGCCAUAAACCUGUCUUCUCGAAGAAACGAGGGCUUGAGGAGGUUGAAGAGCCUCUAAACGGAACUCUUGUUCCUGCUCCUCCUGCUCGUGAAAGGAAAGCAAAUAAUUCCUGUAAGCAGGGGGACCGUUCCACUCGAUGCACGUCUUUGACGAGUUCAGAAUCAGUGAUUGGGGGACCCGAGCGACAUUCUGCUACUUUAGUAUCUCUAUUAGCUCCAAUAAGUAUGUUCUUGUGUUGUUCCUGUGUUCUGUAGGGGUGUAUUUUUAUCGGAAGAGCCUGCAAGUGGUAUGGUGGCCAAUGCGGUAAAGUGUGUUGCACACCUUCUCGAGCUCACGGAGAAGAACGAUUCAAGCCUUUUCCCUCUAGCAGCAGAAAUGCCUGGAGGUUGUAGGGAACUUUAUAAGAAAAUGUGGUGGGAGCUUAAGAGGCUUGCCAAAAGGACUCGCAAGGACAAAACACAGGGCCAGGAGGAUCUUGCUCAAGCUAUACGUGUUGCGAGAGCUGACUAUAAAUCUUCUGAGCAACAAUUACCCCAGCCUCCUCUUCCUGCCCUUACGGAGAAGCCAACUGAGCAUGUACAUAUAAAUAAGCGUCGCAGAUGUGAAGAAGUUCCUCGUGAUAUUCAUGGGCGUCCCAUCUUCCCGAUAAAACUUGGACCCAGUCUUCAGGUUUACGAUCUUGGUAAAGUGGUGUGGAACAGACCCGCCUUCCACAGUGAGAAGUACAUAUGGCCUGCAGGAUAUAAGAGUCGCCGAGCGUACGCAAGUAUGCUGAACUCUGAGAAUCGUAUAUUCUACUGGUGUGAGAUUGUGGAUGAUGGUCAAGCUCCUGAGUUUCGCCUCACUCCAGAGGACGAUGAAAAUAAUCCCGUCAUAGGUAUAUCAGCGACUGCUGUGUGGACUGUCGUCGUGAAACGCGUUGGUCUUCUUCGUCUGGAAGAGGGUGGAAAGAAAACCUUUGCAAAUGUCUCAGGGCCAGAAUAUUUUGGUUUCGCGAAUCCUACAAUUGCACGGUUGAUUCAGCAACUUCCGAACUCCGAGAAAUGCAGCAAGUACAAGCGACAGGAUUAUUUUCCCAAUGUUCCAAUGAGAGCUACCGAGCUGGACGCCUGGCAGGGACAAGGAGCCAUUUUGAACGAGUCUACAAAUAGUUCUCCGAGGAAAGAUAAUAAUAGCACAACAGCAGUAGUGGAGGAACAGCCGCAGCCUGCCCAAUUGCGUUCACCUCAAGAUCACGGCGAACCACCAGAGCCCGAGGUAGCAGAAACACCUGGACAGAGUGGGGCCAUUGUAACAGCAGAAGACGAGGAUGAAACACAGUUAAGUAGGCCGCCAAAUAUUAACAUGGAGAGUGAACUCCGGGGAAUGUCUUGGGACUCUGAGUUCAAAAAAGCAGCUCUUAGGAAAGGAAAACUGUGUCUCACAGAGUUUUCCAAACACUAUCUAGCCAGUAAUUCAGGGAGUUUAUUUAGUUACUAUUGGUCGUCCAAAUUGAAAAGGGCUGAGGUCAUAGAGCUGGAUGGGCGAAAGUAGGACAUUUAGUGUACAGUUGAGUUACCCAGAUGUGCAUUCUACACAGAAGCGUACCACUCUGAAAGAUGGUCCAAAAGUAAUAGAAUCUUUCUAGCGAUAGCGACCGCAGUGUAUCAUAUUCAACGGAACUGGUCACAUGCAGUUCUUGUCUUUAGCAGUAAAAUUUCUAUCAUUAUU